UUAAUUCCCUCGUUUUCUUUCCUUUUUUCCCAUUUUAGCUGAGGGAGUAGUGAUUUGAUUCCUCCCGUGUUGUAAUUGUCGCGGACCACCCAUUUCACACCAUCAAUUAAGCUUCAUCCCCACUACAUUAAUCUUCGAUAUUUUGGAUAAGAUAUGUCUUUACUUGUUUGUUUCUACUUGGGUUUCUGUUAAUUUGCCUCGUUAUCCAUGUAUUUCGAUUCUUCAUGCAAUCUCUAGUUCACUCCGAAUGACGAUGAAUUCCAUGUUCUUUUGUUGUUCUUGAACGAUUCUCUUGAUUUGUUUUUUGUUUUCUAAUUGUUCUUGUUGUACAGUUAUUUAUAUUAAGAGUUUUGGUUUAAUUGGAUUAUAGAGUUGCUGUCAGUGUUGAAGUUGUUGGGAUUUUGAUACUUUUCCUCGAUAAACAUGAAAUCGCUUGAAUCGAAACAUGUGUUUGCGUCUAAAAUAUUCCAUGUGGGAAGAACAUACUCUUUCAGGCACAUACUUGGCGUUAACUACUCUCCACAGUUCUGUUCUUGCAGAGGAAUAUUUCUGAAGGCUUGUGGUUCAAGUACUUCAAAUAAUAAAGUCUCAACAGAAUCAUUUUCAUAUCAGAUGAAUGGAACAAGUGGGACAAGUUCAAUGCCGUAUUCUAGAGAUUUGAGAGUACUUGAUGCAUUUGACGAUGAGUAUGGGGGAGUUGUUGUUGAUCCACAAAAAUUACCAGAUAACCCAGUUGCCUUUGCUUCUAUCCUUCAUGCCUCUCUGUCUCAUUGGAAAAAGAUGGGAAAGAUGGGAGUUUGGCUUAACUUACCUGUGGAACGAUCUGAGCUUGUUCCCAUUGCUGUAAAGGAAGGCUUCCAAUACCACCAUGCGGAGCGAGGAUAUGUGAUGUUAACAUACUGGAUACCUGAAGGGCCUUGCAUGCUUCCUGCUAAUGCUUCACAUCAAGUAGGGGUUGGGGGAUUUGUCAUUAAUGACAGCAAUGAGGUUCUUGUAGUGCAAGAGAAACACUGUGCUCCAGCUUUUGUUGGUCUUUGGAAAAUACCGACUGGUUUUAUUCUUCAGUCAGAGGAGAUUUUUACAGGAGCUGUAAGAGAAGUCAAGGAGGAAACUGGGAUUGAUACGGAAUUUCAGGAAGUUAUAGCAUUCAGGCAUGCACAGAAUGUGGCUUUUGAAAAGUCAGAUUUGUUCUUCAUCUGCCUGCUAAGACCCCUAUCAACUCAUAUCAUAAUCGAUGAUCUUGAAGUUCAAGCAGCUAAGUGGAUGCCUCUGGUUGAAUUUGUGGAGCAACCACUUAUACAAGAAGACUACAUGUUCAAGAAAAUCAUCGACAUCUGCAUCGCCCGCCUAGGGAAGCAGUAUUGCGGCUUAUCUGCUCAUACAAUGAUCUCCAAAUUUGAUGGCAUGUCAUCUUCCCUGUACUACAAUGUUAUAGACACUCAAGAUUUCAACUGUACAGGCAGUUGAUUGAAGCUGUUUCACUCAUAACUCUACAUAUAACAUGUAAAUAUGACACUGGUCUUUCUAACAUAUAUUGUCUUUAAAUGUAAAAUGUGUCCAUUGUACAUGCUUCACCAUAACUCAUUUCUAAAUGUUGGACAAAUUAAGCCUGAUCCAGUUUUACCAU
Messenger RNA from Corylus avellana, 1627 nucleotides. RefSeq names its product nudix hydrolase homolog 8 (gene NUDT8). Lineage: Eukaryota; Viridiplantae; Streptophyta; Magnoliopsida; Fagales; Betulaceae. Gene Ontology annotation, molecular function: NADH pyrophosphatase activity; ADP-ribose diphosphatase activity; NAD binding. The record is from RefSeq and is a predicted model, not a curated record.